UUUUCAUCUUGGAAUGGUCCCAUCAUCUGUUUCUAUCAUUGGAUCAUUUAAAAAAGAGGGUAUUGUUAUCACAAUCAAACAGGAUAAAUCAACGGGUCAUUGGUGGUUAUGUCUACACUAUAGUAUAGAUUGUUUUGGAUAUUGGCCGAAAGAAAUAUUCCCUUACUUAAGUACAGGAGCGUCUAUCGUUAGAUAUGGCGGGGAAACUUAUACUCCACCUGGAAUGGUUAGCCCUCCAAUGGGCAGUGGAAGAUUGCCACAAGAAAAAUACAUAAACUCAGGUUUUAUGGAAAAUAUUGAAAUUAUUGAUUCAGAAUAUAAUGAUAUUGACACACAACCUAAAAAUAUGAAGAUAAAUAAAGGCUCUAAUUUAAAUUGUUAUGACUUGUUAUACCAUGGUGAUGAAGGAAGCUAUGUUCAUCAAGCUUUUCUAUAUGGUGGGCCAGGUGGAAAGUCGUGUUAAUUA
Vicia villosa (hairy vetch) is the source of this 466-nucleotide messenger RNA. RefSeq names its product protein neprosin-like. The transcript is spliced from 2 exons. The coding region runs from base 14 to 463 and encodes 149 amino acids. The record is from RefSeq and is a predicted model, not a curated record. Lineage: Eukaryota; Viridiplantae; Streptophyta; Magnoliopsida; Fabales; Fabaceae.